CCGUCGCCAUGGUGCAGAUGAUGGAGUCUCAGUGCGAGUAUUUCAUGUAUUUCCCGGCGGUUCCCAUCACCGACCUGUCCGACCCCGCCCGGUACCGAACCCUGCCCCGUCGGAGCCACCUCUACCUGGGGGAGACGGUCCGCUUCCUGUUAGUGCUGCGCUGCAAGGACGCAAGGGCGACGCCGACCGAACAGGGCCACGCAGGGGACGCUCCAUCAGCAGGUUUCGGGACAGAAUCGGCCAGCAGUCGGGCUUGGAGGGAGCUGGCAGGGUCACUGUCUGCCGUGGCCAGUGUGAGUCCGGGUGAGAGCAGUCGACACCGCACCAACCAGCACCACCACGACUACACCAGCAGCGGGGACGAGGGUGUUGACGACGGCGAGGAGGACUACAUUGCAGCGGCCGAGGCGGCCAUCGCGGCUCUGGGGAGCAGAGUGGACUCACGCUGCCGGUCCUUCCGGGAGUGCAAACCGCUGCUUAUACACAACUCCUGCGGCUCUGCGGCGCGGGAGUUCCGCAGGGCCCCAAUUCAGUCUCCUCUGGACGAGCCGGUGGUUCUGGCAGAUGAAGUCAUCUUCCCACUCACAGUCUCCUUGGACAAACUCCCCGUCAGGACCGUCAAAGUCAAGGUGAUGGUCACGGUAUGGAAGACGGAGGCGGAGCAAGCAGAGGUACAGGAGUUAGGCUACCUCAGUGUCCUGCAGCAAAGAGAGCCAUCACACACCUUUAGACACGACCUGAACACUUUCAAGGCUCAAGUGAGCACCACCCUGACCGUCCUGCCGCCUCCCGCCGUUCGCUGCAAGCUGAUGAGCGUCUCCGGGCGCCACCUGGCUGUCCUUAAAGUGCUGAACAACUCGUCACAGGAGGAGGUGAGCGUGAGGGACGUUCGUAUUCUGCCAGACCUCAACGCCUCCUACCUUCCCAUGAUGCCCGACGGCUCCGUGCUGCUGGUGGACAACGUGUGCCACCAUUCCGGUGAGGUGGGCAUGGCGUCUUUCUGCAAGGUGGACAGCGUCGCUUGCCGCCUUCCCAGCAUGCUCGGCGCCUUGGAGGAGCAUGACUUCCUGUUCCAGCUGAACCUGAACGACAUGCCUCAGGACGAGUCCAAUGAGGGGAUGGAGGUUCCUCUGGUGGCUGUGCUGCAGUGGUCCACUCCCAAGAUGCCGUUCACCAACUGUAUCUACACACACUACAGGUUGCCAAGCGUCCGUCUGGACCGGCCGAGAUUCGUGAUGACGGCCCGUUGUCCGAGCACCGUCAAGGUCAAGGAGCACUUCAAAGUGAAAUACAUCCUGCUCAACAAUCUGCAGGACUUUCUGUCGGUGCGGCUGGUGUGGACCCCGGAAGGUCGUGGUCAGACUGAGGACACCACGCUGGCAGCGGUGGUCUGCCACACGCCGUUCAGUAACCUGGGUCAAUGUCGCAAAGGAAGCACGCUGUCCUUCAGCGUGGCUUUCCAGAUCCUCAAACCGGGACUGUACGAGCUGAGUCAGCACAUGAAGCUCAAGCUCCAGUUCACCGCAUCCGUCACCAACCCGCCUCCCGAUGCCAGGCCGCUCUCACGUAAAAACAGCCCAUCCAGCCCAGCGUUCCGUGACCUGUUGGACCGUCAUCAGGCCAGUUUGGGUCGAUCCCAGUCCUUCUCCCACCAGCAGCCGUCUCGCUCUCACAUCAUGAGGACGGGCAGUGCAAUGGAGCGGCGCGCCAUAACGCCCCCCGUGGGCUCCCCGGUGGGUCGGCCGCUGUACCUGCCACCGCAGGACAAAAGCCUGCUGUCCUUGGACAAGAUCGCCAAGAGGGAGUGUAAAGUUCUGGUGGUGGAUCCAUGAGAGCCAAGAGGACAUCUUGUCAGUGUUAUCAGUUUGCAUCAGUAUUAACGUCAGCAUUAUUAA
This is a messenger RNA of Entelurus aequoreus (snake pipefish), 1895 nucleotides long. It is a transcript of the gene trappc14, whose product is annotated as trafficking protein particle complex subunit 14. The transcript has 13 exons. Bases 9 to 1832 code for a protein of 607 amino acids. Gene Ontology annotation, molecular function: alpha-tubulin binding. Gene Ontology annotation, biological process: cilium assembly. NCBI's taxonomy places the organism in Eukaryota, Metazoa, Chordata, Actinopteri, Syngnathiformes, Syngnathidae. Gene Ontology annotation, cellular component: TRAPPII protein complex. The record is from RefSeq and is a predicted model, not a curated record.